AUGUGCGGUGCUGUGGGGUGUGGGACGGAGGAGGGUGGUGAUGUGAAGCUGAGGAGCUGCAGUGGGUGUGGCAAGGUGGUGUAUUGCAGCAGAGAGUGCCAAAAGGCGCACUGGUUCUCCCACAAGCUCACAUGCCCUGGCAGAACUAGCGGGAAGAAGAGUGGAAAGGAUGGGAGCAGCAGUAGUGGCAAGGCGAUUGGCAAGGUCUAA
Messenger RNA from Closterium sp. NIES-65, 210 nucleotides. Lineage: Eukaryota; Viridiplantae; Streptophyta; Zygnematophyceae; Desmidiales; Closteriaceae. The record is from the annotation of a GenBank genome assembly.